Leguminivora glycinivorella is the source of this 1688-nucleotide messenger RNA. It is a transcript of the gene Sgf29, whose product is annotated as SAGA-associated factor 29. Gene Ontology annotation, cellular component: SAGA complex. The transcript is spliced from 8 exons. Bases 234 to 1121 code for a protein of 295 amino acids. Lineage: Eukaryota; Metazoa; Arthropoda; Insecta; Lepidoptera; Tortricidae. The record is from RefSeq and is a predicted model, not a curated record.
UUCUAUUUACCCGAAUAUUUAUCAUAUCGUACUGUUCAAAAGCUUUUUGUAUUGUAUUGUAAAAUACAAUAGAAAUAGUGGUUUGUUUGUAUACAAUAUUUUAACUAAUUUAAAAUUCAAACUAAUGGUUAUCAGUUUGACUUGGCGUGAAAUUGCUAUCCUGGUAUUUGUGUGCUUUACUUGGCUACACGUUGGAUAUUUAAGCUGGAAAUUGGCAGCAAAGUUAUCCAAUAAUGCCGCUAACCGCUGAUGUUGCGGCACAACAAGUGCAGGAGCGACUAAGAACACUGCAUAGGCUGAUAUAUGAAAUUGAAGCAGAAAGAGGUCGCAAUGAACAAUGCAUAGAGUCCAUACUGAAGGCAGAAAAAGCAGCUGAGUCUCCACCAUCAAAUGAGGACUCUUCUGGAUCAUCUCAACAGCAAAUGCAACUGAAAAGCUUGUACAAAGCGGGACUUGCAGCGGCCGAACAGGAAGAAAGAGUGCUUCGCGCAGCUCUUAAUCGGAUAUACGAAAUCAGAAGUAUUAAGAAUGAGAGACGCAUUCAGGCCCGGCACGCCGGCAACAAGGAGACCAUCGGUUGCGGAGCGCUGAUGAAGAUGCUGCUGUCGGCCGCCGCCACGCUGCCGCUGCACGUGGGCCGCGGCGGCGAGCGCGCGCCCGCGCUGUGCGGCGCCGUGCCCGCCGACCCGGGGCACGUGGCGCGCCCGGGAGAUGCUGUGGCCGCGCUCGUGCGCGUCUCGGAUAAGGAGGAGAACUGGAUCUUGGCUGAGGUGGUGAGCUGGCUGCCCGCGCAAGGCAAGUACGAGGUGGACGACAUCGACGAGGAGCAAAAGAACCGCCACGUGCUGAGCAAACGGCGCGUCGUGCCGCUGCCGCUCAUGCGCGCCGACCCGCGCACCGACGAGCACGCUUUGUUCCCCAAGGGGGCUGUGGUGAUGGCUCUGUACCCACAAACAACGUGCUUCUACCGCGCCGUCGUGAACCGUCUGCCCGCCUCUGCGGCCGAUCCCUACGAGGUCUUGUUCGAGGACUCCUCGUACGCAGACGGCUACUCGCCACCGGAGCGCGUGGCGCAGCGCUACGUGAUCGCCAUCAAGGAGGGCAAGGGCCGCGCCACCUGACCCGCGCCCCUUCGCACUGACACCGAUUCCGCGUCCAUGCAUUCCGGCGAUUCCCUACUUUAAAAAAAAAUGGGAAGUCGGUGAUUCCCAGCGGGCGCAGCGGUAAACGUAAAAUGAACACGUAUCGACUAAUGAAACUGAGCCUUUAACGCGGAUAUUUUGCAUGUGGGCGGAUACUCAUCGUUCUCCAAUGAACAAUGCAGCACGCCACGCUAUGCAGAUGUAUAGGCUUACAGCGCCAUCUGUCCUUUCGUUCCGUAAAUUUAAAUUUGUAUCAAUCACCGUCGCCGUCUACCGGAACUCUGACGAUAUUAGCCGCUGUUGUAGUUUUAACCGACCUCAAAGAGGGUGUUUGUUUUUGUAUUGUUCUGAUGGAUAAAAUGAUUUGAAAUGUAGAUUUAAGUUUAGGUUACUGCAUUGAACGUUUGAUAAGUAAAAUGAUUACUUAAAUUAUGGCUUUUUUUAAAGCCAUAAUUUAAACUCCUGUGAAGUCGGAUUAUUAUUGUCAGGACUUAGGACCGCAAUUAUUGUAUUAUUUUUUCUCAGCUUUUUAUCAUUGUUUAUUUA